Colletotrichum abscissum is the source of this 2667-nucleotide messenger RNA. Its product is annotated as SNF2 family domain-containing protein. NCBI's taxonomy places the organism in Eukaryota, Fungi, Ascomycota, Sordariomycetes, Glomerellales, Glomerellaceae. The transcript is spliced from 8 exons. Bases 1 to 2667 code for a protein of 888 amino acids. The record is from RefSeq and is a predicted model, not a curated record. Gene Ontology annotation, cellular component: nucleus. Gene Ontology annotation, molecular function: ATP-dependent chromatin remodeler activity; zinc ion binding; ATP binding. Gene Ontology annotation, biological process: DNA repair.
AUGCCACCCAAGAAGCGCAGCAUCGCUGUCAUCGACCUUGUCAGUAGCGAUGGCGAAGACUCAUCCGUCCAACGACCCAGCAAAAGGCCGGCUAGCCAUCGCUUGGGCCCCAGUCCAGCCAGCGGCAGGGUUUACGGAAAUACCCCAUCAAGCUCCCAGCCCCAUUUGAGCUCAGGUGCUCUUGCUCCUCGCUCUUCGACUCAGUCUAUUGACAACGAUGACGACCUUGUCGAUUUGACCCAAGCUCCGGAUGGCCCACCAAGAGAACUUUAUGGGAUUCUCGACAACAAGAUUGUCGGCGUUCGCUACUACAAUGGAUAUGCCUCUGCAGGCGAGGUGGUCUAUGAUCGCAAUGCCAUCCGAGUGUGUAACGUCAUGGGCGCCCAGAUCGGCCAUCUUCCACGCAAAGUAGUUGAAAAGCUAGCGCCAUACGUUGAUCGGGAUGAGAUCGCAAUAGAAGCUAUUCUUACAGGGGAGAAGGGCAUGUUUGACUGCCCCAUUCGUCUACAGCUCUAUGGUUCGAGCAACCCAGUCGACCGCUCGGCGUUGGAGGACAAGCUAAAGAAGGACAAACUGCUCAAGGCUAGAGAACUUAAGCAGACGAGAGCCGAGGCAGAAGCGCAGAGAAAGAUGCUAGGCAUCAAGGGCAGCCAGUCUACAAUUGGUUUGAACCCUGCUGAGCCAGAGGUGUCUCUGGAGGACCUGGCCCAAGCCAGUCAGGCAAUUUCGAGCCGUCCACGCGGUGAUGCCGUCAAGUCGCUCGUAAUGGACGAGGACUUCUUGUCCAAAAUGCCGAUGGCAGAGCAGCCCGCCGUUCUUGAGUCGACAUUACUGCCAUACCAAUUACAGGGUCUGGCGUGGAUGAUGUCGAAAGAGAACCCCCAGAUGCCUCCUAAGGGCUCUCAGGAGAGUGUUCAACUGUGGAAAUGGCAUCCGAACGGCCGUAACUUGUACCACAAUAUGGCCACGAACUUCGUGGUACAGAGUGCACCCAAGCUCCUUUCGGGUGGCAUACUAGCGGAUGACAUGGGUCUUGGUAAGACUUUACAACUCAUCAGCUUGAUCUUGACUGGAGGGGGCGGUCCGACGCUCAUCGUUGCUCCGUUGAGCGUCAUGAGCAACUGGGAUCAACAGAUCCGCAAGCAUGUCAAAAAGGAGCAUCUGCCCAAGAUCUUUACCUAUCAUGGAAAUAACAAGGCCACCAAGAAUGAGUUGGCCAAGUAUCAAGUUGUCAUCACCAGCUACAACAAGCUUGCCCAGGAGGGAGGCCAGGAAAAGGCCAUCGCACCUUUACCACCCCUUGUCGCCACAAAUUGGACUCGCGUUGUACUUGACGAAGGUCACACGAUCCGAAACGCAAAGACCAAGGCUGCCAUAGCUUGUCGAAAGCUUAACGCUAAAUCCAGAUGGGUCCUGACCGGAACUCCAAUCAUCAAUAAUAUCAAGGACUUCCAGUCCUUGCUUCAGUUUCUUGGAAUAAAUGGUGGCGUCGAGCAACCUGCCAUUUUCACCAGCGUGAUCGCACGGCCCCUUGCCCAAGGGAACGAGACGGCAGAGGCUCUCCUACAGCUAUUAAUGCGAGAUCUCUGCCUGCGACGCAAGAAAGACAUGAAAUUCGUUGACUUGAAGCUUCCGCCCAAGACGGAAUAUGUCCACCGCAUUGCCUUCAGGCCAGACGAGAAAAACAAGUACGAAGCAUUGCUGUCCGAAGCACAAAUUGCGCUUGAAAAGUACCAAAACAACACGGGCGGGAAGGGCCAGUUUCAAAGUGUACUGGAGCGCCUUCUCCGCCUUCGUCAGGUAUGCAACCACUGGACGCUCUGCCGCAAAAGAAUCUCCGAUCUUCUUGAGGCCCUCGAAGGCCAAUCUGUCGUUAUUCUCAACUCGGAAAACACCAAGAUCCUCCAAGAGGCGCUUCGUCUUUUUGUUGAAACCCAGGAAGACUGUGCCGUUUGCCUCGAUACUCUGAGCGGCCCUGUCAUCACUCAUUGCAAGCAUGUCUUCUGUCGCGGCUGUAUUUCAAAGGUCAUUCAGACGCAGGGCAAGUGUCCCAUGUGCCGUAACAAGCUCGAUGAAGACGCGCUUCUGGAGCCCGCCCCGGAGGGCGGCGAAGAGGAAGAUGAGAACUUUGAUGCCGACGCGAAGAGUUCCAAGACCGAGGCUCUCCUCAAGAUUCUACAGGCUACAACCAAAAAUCCCGACUCCAAGGUCAUCAUCUUCUCGCAAUGGACUUCGUUCUUGACUAUUAUUCAGAACCAACUCGUGGAGGCCGGCUACAAGUUCACCCGCAUCGACGGCUCCAUGACGGCGCCGAAACGAGACGCCGCCAUUCAUGCCCUGGACAACGACCCGGAGACGCGCGUGAUGCUCGCGAGUUUGGCCGUCUGCAGCGUCGGUCUCAAUCUAGUGUCGGCGGAUACGGUGAUUCUUGCAGACAGCUGGUGGGCGCCGGCCAUUGAGGACCAGGCAGUGGAUCGUGUGCACCGCCUGGGUCAGAAGAGACCUACAACUGUGUGGCGUCUUGUUAUGGAGGGGACUGUUGAGGAGCGCGUGCUGGAUAUUCAGCUGGAGAAGCGGACGCUGGUCGGCAAGGCGUUCCAAGAGAAGAAUAAGGGGAAGAAGACUCAGGAGACCCGCAUGGCGGAUCUGAAGAAGCUGCUUGGUUGA